Molecule: messenger RNA, 666 nt
Organism: Lachnellula hyalina
Lineage: Eukaryota; Fungi; Ascomycota; Leotiomycetes; Helotiales; Lachnaceae
Gene: PXMP4
Product: Peroxisomal membrane protein
Exons: 4
Coding region: 1-666 (221 amino acids)
Cellular component (GO): peroxisomal membrane
Source: RefSeq, a predicted model, not a curated record
AUGUCAGGAGUCGAAGCUGUAAAGAAAGCACUCGAAAGUGUCAUAUUAAACCCAAAAUAUGCGGAUUGUUUAGCUGUACUGAAAGCUGCUCGCAAUGGCGCAGUCUACGGAGCCAAAGUUCGGUUUCCGCAUGCGCUGGUUAUGAUAGUUCUAUUCCGCUCGGGCACAAUACGAGAAAAAAUCUCCUUGGUAUUACGAGCAACGAAAACACAUGCCCAAAACUUGGCCAGAUACGCGACGGUAUACAAGUUGACGAUGCUAGCAUUAAAACAUAUGGGCUCCAGUCCAGGGAAAGAAGGGCCAUAUGAUACUUUCUUUGCUGGAUUAAUGGGAGGAUAUUUGGUUUUCGGCAGACGGUCGAAGAAAGGACAUGUUUCGUCGGUCAGCAAGCAAAUCGUUGUUUUUGUAUUUGCACGAGUGUGUCUCUCCCUAGCACAGCUGUCCGUCAUGCCCCAGGCAGGAAUUAUAAAAAGCCACAAGCUCUCGAGGCGGAUAGAACACGAUGCGUGGCCGGUGUUUGCAGCUUUAAGUUGGGGCUCGGUCAUGUGGCUGUUUAGGUGGUAUCCUGAUACAGUGCAGACCGGGUUAAGGAGUAGUAUGGACUAUAUAUACGUCCAGAGUGAUCAUUGGGAUAGCUUGAGGAACUUUUUGAUCUUUAACAAGUAG